GUUUCGGAGUUGCGAUUCAAUUUUUAUACAUUUUCUGACUUCAUUAUGGCUGAUUAUUUGAAGUCUGCAUUGAGUUAUUUCGCCAAUUCAAACACUACUAAAAGUGAAAAUGAAUUUAUUGGCAGUAGUAUAUCUGUUGGGCAACUAAAUUUAAAGGUUAAGCGAAUUAUUGCUGAAGGUGGCUAUGGAAUAGUUUAUGAAGCUCAAGAUAUCAAUGAAGAUACAUCGUAUGCGUUAAAGCGUAUGCUCGCUCACGACAAGCCUUCAGCAGAUCUUAUUCUUCAUGAAGUUCGUCUACUGAAACAAUUAAACGGACAUCCAAACAUCCUUAAAUUUUUUAGUGCAGCGUCUGUCGGUAAGGAGAAAAUGAAGAUUAUUGGCACUGAGUUCCUGAUAGUCACAGAGUUUUGUAAAAGGGGCCAGUUGGAUAAAUAUUUGCCUACACCAAAAUGUGAAAAUCCCCUUUCAUCAAAUGUUAUCUUACAAAUUUUUCAUCAAUGCUGUCGUGGCGUACAGCACAUGCAUAGUCAGUGUCCACCAGUGAUACAUCGGGAUUUGAAAAUCGAAAAUUUGUUACUUACGGAUAAUUUUAUUAUCAAGUUAUGCGAUUUCGGUAGUGCGACUACAAUUACGUAUAAUCCAGAUCAAUCAUGGACUGCUUUACAACGUGGAAGUGUUCAAGAAGAACUGGAACGUUUCACAACACCAAUGUAUCGAGCUCCAGAAAUGCUUGAUCUCUAUCAAAAUUAUCCUAUUGGUACUCCAUCAGAUAUUUGGGCUUUAGGAUGUUUAUUAUUUUACUUGACAUGUACUUAUCAUCCAUUUGAAGAUUCAUCGAAAUUGGCUAUUCUGAAUGCUAAUUAUAGCAUACCAGCGUCAACAAGUCCAGAUAAUGCACCAUUUUACAGCUUAAUACGACAAUUACUUCUCAUUAAUCCAUCUGAACGUCCUAACAUAAAUGAAAUUCUUGGUGAAUUAUCUGAAUUAGCAUCUAUGAGAGAAGUCCGAGUAAGUGGUUCUAUUCCUCUUUUGGAAGAAGUUGCUAAAAGACGUAAUGCGAACGUUACUACUACUUCUGUAACCCAACUAUACAAUCGCAAUGAGCCUAAAGUUAAAGAAUGUUACCCAGUAUCAAUGCAUACGGAAGACAAUCUUAUAAUAAAUCAACAAGCAAGUCCACAGUUACCAUCUGAUAAACCAUCUAGACCGAAUCCUCCAACAUUACUUUCACAGCAAAAAUCAAAUCCAGUAGUAGUUCAUUUUAAUUCUCCGUCAACAUCAUCGUCAUCAACAAUAAUAAUAACAACUCAAGCAUCUACAACUAGCCAAAUUACAAAUAAUCUACAAUUACCAAAUCAAUCUGUGAGUAAUAUGUUUGAUAUGAUUAAAGGCGGUGCUGGCAAUUUAAUUCGUAAUAUACGAGAUGCAUCAACUAAAGUUAUUGGCACUGUUUCACCCACAUUAAAUACAGAGCUCGAUUUCCAAUUUAUCACUUCACGUAUAGCAGUUACAUCUUUCCCCACGGAAAGUGGAUUUGAAGUCCUUGCCAAUGUGAAUUCCAUUGAAGAAAUGCAAAAUAUGCUUGAUGCACGUUUUCCAGAUGCCUAUGCUGUUUAUAAUCUUAGCAAUCGUCCAUAUCGUUCAGAUCACUGGUUUCAUGGUAGAGUAUCACAUCGCGGUUUCGAAACACACCGUGCUCCUUCAUUAAAAGCUUUAAUUGAAUUAUGCCUAAACGCUAGACUAUGGUUAGCUCAAAAACCGAACAAUAUAUGUGUUAUUCAUUGUACUGAUGGUAAAACAUUAUCCGCAGUAUUGGCAUGUUCUUUAUUAUGUUUUUGUCAAGUAUUUGAUAAUGCCUCACCUGCAAUUCAGUUGUUUGCAUCGAAACGUGGCAAUCCUGGUUUGAAUGCAUCACAGAUUAGAUAUAUUGAUUAUGUGGCUCAAUUAAGUCAUAAUCGUGUAUUUACACCGCAUCAUUUUCCAUUGAAUCUUAUCAGUUUGAUAAUUGCACCGGUACCAACGUUUAAUAAAUCCAAAAAUGGAUGUCGACCGUAUGUGGAAAUAUUUGAAGGGAAGACCAGAGUAUGCUCAACUUACACAGAUUAUGAUAAUUUAAGAUCCUAUGUUCUUGAAGAUGGAAAGAUCCAAAUACUUUUGAAUGGAUUAACUGUCUUAGGUGAUCUUACAGUUAUCAUUUAUCACUGUCGAUCUUCAUUCGCUGGACGUGGCAAGAUCAGUUCAGUGAAGAUUGCUCAGUUCCAAUUACACACUGGAUUUGUGGAACACAAUCUAACUGAACUAAUUUAUUUUAAAUCUGAUUUAGAUCAUCUAGAUAAUAGCAGCAGUUUUGCCGGUUUCACUAGUCGUUAUGCUGAAAGCUUUCAUGUUACAUUGGAAUUUAUGGUUUCGCCAACUGAACGACCAAGACAAAGUGAUAAUCUUGUUUACCCUUGGGAAACUCUACCAUCAGCUGACCUCCUUAACCCUAAACUGUGUGUAUCAAAUAAUGAUGAAUUGAAAAAGAUUUUAUCUGAUUACGGACGUUUCAAUCGUAAACCAUCAGCUGGAAUGCAUCAAGGAAUUAGUUUACAACGUAAUCAAUCAAAUGAUCUAUCAGAGAAAGAUGACAUAAGCACUAAUAGUAAUAGUGACAUGUCAUAUAAUUCAACAAAUGAAUCUGCUACUGCUCCCACCAUUGCUACCAGUAAUGCAAAACAAGAUAAAGCAGAAUUUAAUGAUAUUUUAGUUGCAGAUUUAAUCAACACCGAUGAUAUACCAACAAAUAAUAAUCGUAAUUACACUUGUCCAUCAACUUCUUCUGACCAUAAUUACAAAUUGGUGGAUGAUAAGGUUGAUGAGGAUUUUUCUUCAUCUACUAAGAAUCAUGCUAAUAUUGACGAUAAUGAUAUGGAGGCAGGUUAUAAUGACUUGCUUGGACUCAAUGUGGAGUAUUCAGUUCCAACCGCAAACACUUCUACAACUGCUGCUAAUACUGAGGAUCCUAUUUUAAUUGAUAUAGCCCAAAAUCCGUUUGUGAUCUAUAAUAAAAACUCAAAAGAUGAAGUCAUCACUUCAUCAACAACUUGUCAACAUAAUAGUUCAGAUGAAUUGAAACAAACCGAUAAACAAUUAUUUGUUGAUGAUUUAUUCAAUUUCAAUUCAACUGUCGAGAAUAAUUCAAAAACUGAUCUUGGUUGGGAGAAUGUAUUUGGCUUCGCGUCAUCAGAAAGUGCACAGACCACCAGCACCUCCAACAACACUACUACAAGCAACAUUGGCUUAUCCAAUAAUCCUUUUGAUCCAUUCGGUAUAGCCACGUCGGAAUUCUCUGAUUUGUUUUCGGCACCAAAUUUACAAAACAGCUCUACUACUACUAGUAGUAGUACAACACUUCCUAAUACAACUGCUGUUACUACUGCCUCUCCUCAGACUUCUACUACCACUAAUACCAAAGAUUAUUUUGGACAACAAGGUGGUCGUUUAAGCGCAAGCACCAGUGCUACGAAUUUUAAUCCGCUUUUCGCAUCAGCUUCUUUUACAAAUUUAUCACCUAACGUUGAAACUAUUUCAGAUAAGACUAGUACCACAACAGCUACUGCUACUGGCAUCAAGAAUCCUGAUCACCUAGAUCCAUUUGCAGAUUUUGCUGAUGUACUUCGAGAUCGAUUAAAUCAAAAUUCUUCUGGUACUAAUACUGCCAGUAAUAAUAAUGCAUAUACCCCACCAUCAUCGAAUAGAUCAUCUACAAACUUGGGUGGUUUUUCUGCUGGUCCCAGUCCAGCGCAUCAUUUUAAAUCUGGUAUCGACUCAAAAUUUACGCACAAAUCUUCAAAUAAAACAGACUCAAAUCACAAAGACAAUGCUUCUAAUUUAUUUCAUGCCUAUGAGAAAUCCAGUCAAUCUCAUUCUUCCUAUUCCAAUUUCCCCAAUACUAACACUACUACUGGAUCAACAUCAAUACCAAAUAGUGGAGGAACUGGUACCAGACCUCAGGUCGAUAAAGAUGCAUUUUCUGACCUACUCGGGGGAUUCGCUUCUUCUCGAACACACAAUACCGAUGAUAAUAAACAACCAAAAACAGUGAAUCAGAUUCGUCGUGAAAAAAUGGCUAAAACCACCGAUCCGGAACAAUUGAAAGUCUAUGACUGGGCUGAGGGUAAAGAUCGAAAUCUUCGAGCAUUACUAUGCUCAUUACCUACUAUAUUAUGGGAUGGAGCACGUUGGAAGAAUGUUGGCAUGGCUGAUCUAAUAACACGGGAUCAAGUUAAACGUCAGUAUCGAAACGCUGCUCGUGCAGUUCAUCCUGACAAGUGGAUGGGUACAUCACACGAGAAUAUCGCUCGUCUAGUAUUCGUUGAACUGAAUGAUGCUAUGGCUGAAUUCGAUAAGGAUGCUAACAAUUCAUCAGUAAAUAUGAAUUUGUAACAUCUUUUUUUUUUGGUUAACUUCAUUCUAAUUGAUAUGGUUAUACUUUUCUUCAUUUCUUCUGUCUUUACCGAAUCGUGAAUUUCUCUGUUUAUCAUGCAAUUAAUUAACUUAUUGUAUUCCUGAAAUCUCUGAAAUCAUUCCAUUCUGAGGACAAAUACUUUUUUUGUGAUUUAUCGUAAUAGGUCUUUUUAUUCUAUCUUUUUUGUUUUAUUUAUCCGUACACUUCCAGGGAUCUCAUAUCUCCUACUGACAAUCCAAUGUAAAUCUGUAAUCUAGAUAAUGUUGAUGAUGAUGAUGAUGAUGAUGAUGACAAUGAUGGCGUUUGUAUAGAGGAGAUCAAAUAUUAUUGAUGCAUUACUAUCUUUGUUUUUACUUGUUUAUCGUUUUUUUCUGAUGCUGGUUGUGGGUAAUUCUAACAUUGUUACACUUUCUUACUACUCUCUCCGUCUCUCUUUAGACGAUUUUCUUAUCACUCUUUCUAAUUCAUUUUUUUAAAUGUAUUUUUCCCAUGUGAUCAUGUGACUUAUUAUAAUCAUCAUCAGAUUUCGUCUAGUUCUUUCAAACGACCUUCUUCAGUGAUAUAUCAUUGAUAUUACUAUUCAUUAAAACUAUGAUUCUACAUAGAAUAGAUGGUGGUGAUAAUCUAUCUCUCUCACUCUUCCUCCUGUCUUUUCAUUCACUUAUGAAUGGUUCUUUAUUUAUAUUUACUUAGAAAAGUUCAUCCCUUCAAUAAUCAAACCAUUCUAAUGUUUGUCAUACAUCAUCACUUAUCAUCCAAAAAACAAGAAGGAGUGAGAUAUUUCCUGUCUGUUUUACCUAAGUUGUGCAAUACAAGCGCCUGUUAUAAAAAAACAAACAAACACAUUAUAUGCUUACACUCACAUAGGAUUUGUAUAUAUAUAUAUAUAGUAUCGUAUAGUUUAAACGAUUUACUCAUUGUUGUUGUUGUUGUUGUUGUUGCUUAUCGUGAUAGUUAUUCUCACUGUUCAUUAGUGGUUAAAAAUACUUGGGAGACAAAAAAAAACACAAAUCAAUUUUCAAGUUUAGCAGAACUACAGUUAUAAAAAAAAAAUAAUACUGUUAUUUUUCCUAUUUAUCAGUAGAAAGUGUCUUUCUUCAGUUUUCCUGUAAUCUAUUCUUCUCCUUCUUCCUCUCAUCAUUAGUUUGUUGUUCAUCUGAAAACCAAUAUAUUUGUAUCAUAUAUUCGUUUGAUUUCAAACAACUAUUUGUUUGCUUUUUUCCAACAUCAUCGUCAUCAAUGUCUUUAUUAUCAUUUUAAUACAGAAAAUGAAUUGAUAAUGAUCUUCCAUUUCAUUGGGUCAGCGGAUCAGAUCAGUGUAAUGUUUUUGUGUAUACAGUCCAGUUACUUUCUUGGAUUAGAUAGCUGGAAUUGUAAUUUUAUUUUUUGGAUAGACCAAGUUAAUAAGGUUAC
Molecule: messenger RNA, 5860 nt
Organism: Schistosoma turkestanicum
Lineage: Eukaryota; Metazoa; Platyhelminthes; Trematoda; Strigeidida; Schistosomatidae
Source: the annotation of a GenBank genome assembly